AUGUCAGAUAGUCCUGUAUUAUCCUAUAAGAAACCAUCAUUGAAUCUGAGUAGAGUACCGUCGCAGACUUCUACUCCUUUGAUCGGUUCAAGUAAUAAUUCUUCACCACUGACACCAACCGCAGGAACGAGAAAGAUCCUGUCGAGGAGGAAAGCAUUACAAGAAUUCUAUAAUAUAUCACAUAAUGAAGAUGAAUCAGAUAUUUCUAACAUUAAUGAGGGUUCACCAUCCAAAGAUCCAAAUCAUGAAGAAAUUAAAGAAAAACAACCUAAAAGGACAAGAACCAAUUCUACAAAUUUAAAUCUUGAAAAUAAUGAAGAUGUCACUAAUUUUAUAAAGACAAGUAAUAUAGAAGAUAUAUUAAAAUUACGGAAUUCAUUAACCAAUAAAUUGAAUUCUCAUGCUGUAGAGAAGAAAACUAUUAUCUAUGAGAAUUAUUAUGAAUUAAUUAGAUUAAGUCAAACAUUACAUGAUAUAUCUAAUGCAACUCCUAGUAAACAAGAAAACAAUAAUGUGGAUGGAUUAGGGAUAUUUUCUACAUCUAAUGAUAAUAAUGAGAAAUCAAUAGAUAAUACUGAAGAUUAUCUCAAUUCAGUAUUAACGGAAUUCUCGGAUUUUAUAAAUAAUGAUGCUAAGAAGUUUGAUGGAUCAUUUGAAGAUGUAGUAAAGAAUCUUCAAGCAGAACUCAGUCAAUCUGAUUCAACUGCUAGUAUUAAUGUAAUACCGGAUAAUUAUGAAAAGCAAGAAUUUCCUGACAAUGUUGAUAUUACUGGCCUUAUAAAGGAACUUAAUUUUAUAUUGAAUGGUGAUAAAACCCAAAUUAGUCAAGAGAAUAAGUCGAAACUUUUGGAUUCAAUUCAAACUAUACUUGAAAAAUUACUGACAAAUAAAGAUGAACUACUCAUACUACAAUUGAAUUCAUUAAAACAGAAAUUCCUUUAA
Scheffersomyces amazonensis is the source of this 942-nucleotide messenger RNA. RefSeq names its product Vps51p (gene VPS51). Bases 1 to 942 code for a protein of 313 amino acids. The record is from RefSeq and is a predicted model, not a curated record. Lineage: Eukaryota; Fungi; Ascomycota; Pichiomycetes; Serinales; Debaryomycetaceae. The transcript has a single exon.